Molecule: messenger RNA, 351 nt
Organism: Cooperia oncophora
Lineage: Eukaryota; Metazoa; Nematoda; Chromadorea; Rhabditida; Trichostrongylidae
Source: the annotation of a GenBank genome assembly
AUGAGCAAGUUGUCCCAGUUGCCCCAUGGUCCAGCACCGCAUAGAUCAGCGGUAUCAAAGAUUGUGCGAAAUAAUGAAACUUAUGCAGCCAUUGAAAGGAAAGAAGACACACUAGCAAAAAGUGAUGCAGUCUCCCUGAUGAAUUUGAACAAAAUCUUGGAACACCUCAAGCCUGCAGCUACUGUCGGUCCUACAUCUGCCUCCGGUGACCUUGCUCCACGAAGAGAAUUAACAAGAGAAGUGGCUAAGCCACAACUUCAGAAUGUGGUAUUAGUCGAGAGGAAAGCUGAAAAAACCCAAAGUGAAGAGCACUUCCAUGAACAAGUUAACAGGAUGAGGGAGCAACCGUGA